AUGUGGAACGACGAGGAUAAUAACCCUUAUGGCGAGAGCUUCGAACGCAGAGACUCCUUUACCUCGUCCGCUAACCCAUCCUCCCCGAUCACCCAAGAUUACCCACGAUACGAUGCUCCCGGCACACCAUCAUCGACAGGGGAUGAAGCGCCGAGGCACGAGUCGACCGACGUCGAGACCGACGAGGAAAGCGCACAUUCACAAGGCGAGUUAGUGCCACGUACGAAGCCUGGAGGCUACGACAGUAGGGUGGAACAAAUGCUGUACGAGAACCCAGAGCUGCCCAUACUCAUUAUAGAGGCGGGGAAGAGCACGGAGAGUGGUAGAUAUAUCGUUUACACGAUCAAAACCGGGGAGUUGAUAGUGCGCCGGCGGUAUUCGGAAUUUGCGUCCCUGCGAGAUGCUCUCACACGGCUACACCCGACUCUUAUCAUUCCCCCGAUCCCAGAGAAGCACACCAUGGCCGACUACGCUGCCAACCCGACCAAUGCCAAGCAAGAUCAACAAAUAAUCGAUCUCCGGAAGCGCAUGCUCGCGGUAUUUCUCAACCGGUGCCGUAGGAUGGAGCAGGUUCGCACAGACGGCGUCUGGUGGCGUUUUUUGGACCCUAAUUCUAGCUGGAAUGAGGUCCUUCAUUCUCAUCCUAUAUCGUCCAUCCCUAAGGCCAUAAUGAGGGCGCCGCCCUUGGAUCCCGCCAAUCCAACACCGGGCCACGAGUAUCUUCCGGUACCAGCCAGCUCCGCUAAGCUUAGGUCGAUGCCUGCAGCGCCAACUUCGGACAACAUCUCUGGUACCCAAGUAUUUGCGCGCUUCCCACCAGACAGCAGUAAUCUCGAGGAGCAGGAGCUCGACCCAUACUUCACGGGAUUUGAAGCCUCCAUUCGAGAACUCGAAUCGCUUUUGAUGGGGUCUAUGGAGAAGGUCAACCGACGGACCCUGAGCCACCUAUCCUCCCUAGCAAAUGAUCUCUCAGAACUGGGUGCGAGAUACAAUGCUUUUGCGCUUUCGGAGCCAACCCAGUCCCUUUCGACCGCAAUUGAGAGGAUAGGCCAAGCAGCGGACUCAUCGUACAUUGCGACCGAGGAACUCUCUAGCUCACUCGGCGCUAGCUUUGCCGAGCCCAUGCGCGAGAACGCGCAGUUUGCCGGGGUCAUUAGGAGUGUCCUGCGGUAUCGGGUUUUGAAGCGGGUGCAGCAGGACAUGACGGAGGAUGAGCUUCACAAGAAGAGGCUGUUGCUCGACCAGCUCGAGAGGAGCGAGGCGGAGGCUAGGCGGAUUGAGCAGUAUCUGAUUGGAAGCCAGCAGCUUCCUUCACCGAGGCGCUCGACGAGCACGAGGGACGCCCAGGCGCAUCGGCGCGACGGUAGCAACGAGGACACCGCGUCGAUCGACUCGGACUUUCCCCCGACACAUGGUGAUCUCUCAUCAGCGCCCUCUGCCAACAUUGGUACGCCAGAGAGGUCACCGGUUGCUCCAAACCAUAGGAAGGCUCCAAGUGCGGCGUCCAUAACGAACAAGAUUUUCGGGCCCCUCCGACAUGCCGUUCAAGGGGUUGUUGACGCGGAUCCUGAGAAAACCAGGCGGGACACUAUCACGAAGACUCGCGAGUCGAUCGUGCAGCUCGAGCAGGCGGAGGUUGCAGCGGCGCAGGAUGUCAAAAAUGCCAGUGCCAGCAUUCUCAAGGACCUUAAGCGAUUCCAGAAGGAAAAGGAGGACGACCUGAAGCGUUAUAUGCUUGCCUACGCGAAGAGCCAAAUCGAGUGGGCGAAGAAGAACAAGGAGACCUGGGAGGAGGCAAAAGCGGAGGUGGAGAAGAUUGACGAAAAUUGCCUGCCCACGAUGGACGAGAGCGCAGGACCGCUGGAGAAAAUCGACGCGCCGGGGAUCAAGGCCCAGGGCGAUCUGCUGAGAGAGCUGCGCUCCGAAGUAGCCGACCUAUUGAAACGCAACUCGCAGGGGUUUCCAGGCGCGCAACCUGUUUCGUUUUCACGGAAACAUAUGGAUGAGCUGCGGCGGGAAGAUUACUACGUCUGCGAGAAAUCCGACGGUAUCCGCUACCUGCUGUAUUUAACAUCCGACGAGGUUGGCAAAGAGUGCCACUAUCUAAUCGACCGUAAGAACGAUUACUGGUGGCUUCACCAGCGCAACCUACACUUCCCACUAGCAACCGACCAGGGAGCUUUCCACACUGGCACGCUGAUCGAUGGCGAACUCGUGAUGGACACUUCCCCCGACGGCAAGAGAGGGCCGGUAUUUCUAGUUUUCGACCUGCUCGCGCUAGACGGCAAAGCCGACCUGUUGAGCAAACCACUGGACAAGCGGCUGGGAUAUUUUAGAGAGCACGUCAUGAAACCUUACAAGAGCCUGUUUGAUGCCUUUCCUGACGAGCUGAAGUACCAGGCGUUCAGGGUCGAGAUGAAGGACAUGCAGUUCUCGUAUGGCAUCGAGAUGAUGUUCCGCGAAGUGCUGCCCAAGCUACGCCACCAGAACGAUGGGCUCAUCUUUACCUGCCGCACCAGUCCGUAUCAGUUCGGCACCGACCCGCAUAUCCUCAAGUGGAAGGCCCCACAUGAAAACACUGUUGAUUUCCGUCUGCGCCUGCAUUUCCCCACCGUUGAGCCUACCGAGGAGGAGCGCGCUGACGGGAUCACGGAGCCGUUUGUGGACUACGACAGCGUGCCAGAGGCACGCCUGUUGAUCUUUACUGGUGGCGGUAGCCGUGGUACCUAUGAGGAAUUUAAGGACCCUCUGUAUCUUACCGACGAAGAGUGGGAAACGCUCAAGGAGUGGGGGGAUCCGCUACAAGAUCGGGUGGUGGAAUGCUGCUUGGACGAAGAGAAGCGGUGGCGGUUGUAUCGGUUCCGUGACGACAAGCAGGAGGCGAAUCAUGUGAGCACGGUGAAUAGUGUUAUGGAGAGUAUCAAGGAUGGGGUUAGCGAGGCCGAGUUGCUCCAUGCUGCCAAAGGGAUUAAGGAUAGCUGGAGGUCGAGACGGCAACACCAUUGA
Messenger RNA from Dichotomopilus funicola, 3006 nucleotides. Its product is annotated as mRNA capping enzyme alpha subunit-like protein. The coding region runs from base 1 to 3006 and encodes 1001 amino acids. The transcript has 7 exons. Gene Ontology annotation, biological process: 7-methylguanosine mRNA capping; retrograde transport, endosome to Golgi. NCBI's taxonomy places the organism in Eukaryota, Fungi, Ascomycota, Sordariomycetes, Sordariales, Chaetomiaceae. The record is from RefSeq and is a predicted model, not a curated record. Gene Ontology annotation, molecular function: mRNA guanylyltransferase activity; phosphatidylinositol binding; ATP binding.